Messenger RNA from Aspergillus melleus, 1779 nucleotides. It is a transcript of the gene ALG6, whose product is annotated as dolichyl-P-Glc:Man(9)GlcNAc(2)-PP-dolichol alpha-1,3-glucosyltransferase ALG6. Gene Ontology annotation, molecular function: dolichyl pyrophosphate Man9GlcNAc2 alpha-1,3-glucosyltransferase activity. The transcript has 3 exons. Gene Ontology annotation, cellular component: endoplasmic reticulum membrane. Bases 1 to 1779 code for a protein of 592 amino acids. NCBI's taxonomy places the organism in Eukaryota, Fungi, Ascomycota, Eurotiomycetes, Eurotiales, Aspergillaceae. Gene Ontology annotation, biological process: protein N-linked glycosylation. The record is from RefSeq and is a predicted model, not a curated record.
AUGGCUCCUCCCAACCCUUCCCAUCGCCCGCGGAAGAAGAGAAAGUUCGCUUCCUCUUUCGCCGGGUCCAAUGACUCUCUGAUCUUGGAGACGGAUGGGAAGCCUUCGCCUGCCUUUCCUCUAGUUUCUUUUCUAUGGGCUGCGCGGGCCGGUGUUUCCCAAUGGCUUGUUUUACCCCUUAUCUUGAUGGCCGUGGGCCUCUUUCGCUGGGCUGUUAGUCUGUGGGGGUACUCUGGAUUCAAAAUACCUCCGAUGCACGGUGACUUCGAAGCGCAGAGACACUGGAUGGAAUUGACAAUCCACUUACCGAUGUCCAAGUGGUACACGUACGAUCUGCAGUACUGGGGCCUGGAUUACCCGCCAUUGACAGCUUACCAUAGCUGGCUCCUUGGGAAAAUUGGCUCCCUUUUCGAUCCCGCCUGGUUUGCGCUGGACGAAUCCCGUGGCUUCGAAGACCCCCAGUUGAAGGUGUUUAUGCGCGCGACCGUGAUUGUAUCCGAAUACCUCAUCUAUAUCCCCGCCAUCGUCAAUUUCUUGCGUCGCUUGACUCGCAUGCAGGAUGUCCCUGUGUGGUCUGCUUCGAUCGCCCUCGUUGCCAUCCUGCUCCAACCGUCGACCAUACUCAUCGAUCACGGCCACUUUCAGUACAACACCGUGAUGCUGGGACUUGUCGUUGCGAGUCUAGAUGCUAUACUGGCUGGCCGCAUGCUUUGGGCCUGUAUAUUUUUCGUGGGUGCUCUGGGUUUCAAGCAGAUGGCGCUCUAUUAUGCUCCGGUCAUGUUCGCUUUCCUUCUCGGCGUCUGCAUCUUCCCGAAGAUCCGCAUUCUCCGCCUACUUUGCAUCUCCAUCGUCACGCUUGCCGCUUUUGCAGUUCUAUUUGCCCCGCUGUUGGUGGGGGUUGCCAAUGUCGAUGCCCAAAAGGCCGUAGCUUCGCUUCCACAGCCUCCGCUGCUGCAGAAGCUUCCCAUCGCUUUGGAUAAGAGCUCCUUGCUCUACGCGCCCUUGUUCCAGCUGACCCAGAUUAUCCACCGAGUCUUUCCCUUUGCCCGUGGGUUGUUCGAAGACAAGGUCGCGAAUGCUUGGUGUGCUAUUCACACCUUCUACAAGCUUCAUCGAUUUGAGGCGAGUCUUCUUCAGCGAGUGUCUCUUGGCGCCACGCUGGCAUCCAUCUUGGUUCCUUGCGCCAUCGUCUUCCGGCACCCGCGCGCCUCGCUUCUCCUUCCUGCCCUCUCCUGCGUGGCUUGGGGCUUUUUCUUGUUCUCAUUCCAGGUGCACGAAAAGAGCGUCCUGCUGCCUUUGCUCCCCAUGACACUCCUCCUGGCCGGUGACGGAGGACUCACCAAAGAGACCCGGGCGUGGGUGGGAUGGGCCAACAUGCUCGGAUCUUGGACUAUGUAUCCCCUCCUCAAGCGCGACGAACUUCGGGUGCCCUACUUUGUUAUGUCGCUCUUGUGGGCUUAUCUGCUAGGUCUUCCACCGACGUCGAUGGAAAUCUUUCGCACUCGACCCACCUCGGAAGAUUCGGGACCACGCGCCGAACUUCACAUCCUCACCAAGCUUCUUCACUUCUGUUUCUAUCUGGUUAUGAUCGGAUGGCACGUGGUAGAGGCUUUUGUUCCUCCUCCCCCCGGAAAGCCGGAUUUGUGGGUGGUGCUAAACGUUCUCGUCGGUGCCGGAGGGUUUGGUCUUGCAUACCUGUGGUGUUUGACGAAAUUGAUCUCUCAGUGCUGCUUGAUUGAUCGCAAGACGGCGGAAGAGACUCAGAAGAAAAAGCAAUAG